UCCCGGAGGGUGGCAGGGCCAAGAUGGCGGCGCCCUGUGGGUGAGGAGAGGCUGGAGCGGUAAACAGCCGAGGGGCGGAGGAGAAGGAAGAGGAAGGGUUCUGUGAUCAUGAAAAAACCAGAUUGUAUAGUGGUGGAAAGGAAGCAGCUACUAGCAGUUUGACAGGAGCACCCAUGUAGAACUGGAAGCAACCGUGCCUUGCGUGGACACACGUGUCAUGCCCGUUAGCGCCUAGCCUGAAGCAGGAUGUCUCAGCAAACAAAUAUUGGCGAUCUUCUCCCCAUGCUAGAUUCUCCAGUCCUGGCUGUCCUGGAAGAUAUAAUGGCUGUGUUUAGAGACAACCUGGCUUCAGAUCGUGGGCCCAUGCUGGUGAAUUCUUUGGUGGAUUACUACUUGGAAACCAGCUCCCAACAAGCUUUGCACAUCCUGACUGCUGUCCAAGAGCCACAUGACAAGCACCUUCUCGAUAAAAUCAACGAAUACAUGAGCAAGCCCUCUACCCGUCUCGCCACUCUUUCGCUCCUUGGCCAUGUGAUUAGAAGUCAGCCCUCCUGGAAACAUAAGCUGCCUCAGGCCCCCGUUCUCCUUUCCCUCCUCAAGUGUCUCAAGACUGACACCGACGUCGUAGUCCUCACUACGGGGGUGCUGGUGUUAAUCACGUUGCUACCCAUGAUCCCUCAGUCUGGGAAGCAGUACCUUCACGACUUUUUUGGCAUCUUCGGCCGCCUUUCAUCUUGGUACCUGAAGAACCCAGGCCACGUGGCAGAGAUCUACCUGGUCCACCUCCACGCUAGCGUGUACGCCCUCUUUCAUCGCCUUUAUGGAAUGUACCCGUGCAAUUUUGUCUCCUUUCUGCGCUCCCAUUACAGUAUGAAGGAAAACCUGGAGACCUUUGAAGAGGUGGUCAAGCCAAUGAUGGGCCACGUCCGAAUCCACCCGGAGUUGGUGACCGGUUCCAAGGACCACGAGCUGGAUCCCCGGAGGUGGAAGAGGCUAGAAACGCACGACGUCGUGAUUGAAUGUGCCAAGAUCUCCCUGGAUCCAGCGGAAGCGUCCUACGAAGACGGCUACUGCGCAACUGCCCUGCAAGCCUGCACGCACCAGUCGCUUCGCCCCGCCGACCCCGACGCCACGCCUUACCUGGCUCCCCCCAAUAGUCUGGCUGCAGGACCCUCAACGUCUACCCCUUACUCGGCUUCUCGGCUGGUCCUCUCCCAGAUACCAGGGCAUCUACCUCACAUCCUGACCCCCCAGCCCUCAAGUUUGUCCACUGAGCCUCCGCAGGCGUCUUUCUGGAGCCCCUCUGCUGUUUGUGGCAUGACCACCCCUCCAACUUCUCCUGGCCUCGUUCUGGAGUCUUUGCAAACUUCCUCCCAGCCUUGCAGCAAGUUCUUCAGCGCAGCCGACGAUUCGGUUCCGAGUUCAGUUCCUGCAACCGCUGCUGCACCUUCAAAGAAGGAGGAAAAAGCAGAUCCCACGAGGCCUUUUCUGUCCCGACAGCAAAAUAUCAGAACUUUAGACUCCCAAGGCAGUAAAAAUUCUGUAACUUUAAGCGACCUGCCCAACAUCCUAGAUAAUCUGGAGGCCUCAUGCGAAGACAGCGGAGAGAAAGACCGAGAAGAAGAAGCCAUCUCAAACGAAAUCUCCGAGAUCACCGCCACGGAGGCCGAGCCCAUAGUGCCGAGGGGCGGAUUUGAUUCUCCGUUCUACCAAUCCAGCGAGAAUCUCUCUGGCUCUCGCAAAUCUCAGUCGGUCGCUUCAACCGCCGCGGGGCCGUUUUCGAAUGCCGAGCCUUCGGCCUCUUUCCCGGACCUUUCCGGGCUCGAAGGCCCGCGGGAUACUCCGAAGCAAGCCUUCACGCCCAUCGAGCGGCCCUGCCGGGAUGCGGAAGAGAUUCCCGCGGGAGUCCAGGAACUGUGGGCCUCCCCGGAUCCAGGCCUCUGGACCCCCAGCCCUUGCAAAAUCCCCGCUCGCCAGAGGCCUGGCUUUGGGAGCCAGCAGCUCCCUGGAUACGAGCACCUGUUUGAGGUGGCGUUACCUAAAACGGCCUACCUGUUUGUCAGCCGGAAGACAGAAGAGCUGCUGAAAAAAUGCAAGGGGGGAGUGGACGACGGCGGCUUCCUUUCUGCUUCCCCUUUGCAUGUCUUAGACCGGCUGCUUCAACACGGGGCGGAUGUUCACAGCAGGGAACUCAACAAGUUAUCGUUGCCCAGCAGAUCCGCCGAUUGGACUCAUUUUGGAGGUUCCCCUCCUUCCGAGGAGAUUCACACCCUCCAGAAUCAGCUGCAGCUGCUGCAUAACCAGCUGCUCUACGAGCGCUUCAAGAGGCAGCAGCACGCGGUCCGGAACAGGCGCCUCCUGCGGAAAGUGAUCAAAGCGGCCGCCCUCGAGGAACACAACGCGGCCAUGAAAGACCAGCUGCGCCUCCAGGAGAAGGACAUCCAGGCCCUGAAGCUCAGCCUUCAGAAGGAGCAGGCCAAACACCGCCGGUUCCAGGAAGAAUAUGACGGCAUGGUGGCUCAGCUCCACAGCCAGAUCCGGCAGCUCCAGCAGGAACGAGAGGAGUAUUACAACCAGAGCCAGGAGAUGAAGACCAAACUGGAAGAUUGCUCCAACGUAAUCCGAGAUUUGCGGUCUGAGCUGAAAAAAUCCAACAACAAGGUGUGCCACACAGAAUUGCUGCUGAGCCAAGUUUCACAGAAGCUCUCCAACAGCGAGUCUGUGCAACAGCAGAUGGAGUUUUUGAACAGGCAGCUGCUGGUGCUCGGAGAGGUGAACGAGCUGUACCUGGAGCAGCUUCAGAACAAGCAUGCCGACACCACCAAGGAAGUGGGGAUCAUGCAGACAGCCUUCCGGAAGGAGCUGGAGAGAGCCAAAUCCUUCCUCCUCCUCCAGAAUCAGAAAGUGGAAGCGUCUCAGAACCGGAUUACAGAACUGGAAUCUCAGCUUACCAAGAAGGAUCACCUGUUGCUGGAGCAGAAGAAAUACCUGGAGGAUGUCAAACUCCAAGCCAGGGACCAGCUGCAGACCGUCGAGCAGCAGCACAGAGUGCAGAAACAGAUCACGCAAACCUUUGAACUGGAGAUACUACGCCUGUACAGUUGCCUGGAUAGCGACCGGUUGCAGAAGAAACGGGAGGAGGACAAAAUGGAAACAGCAGAAAUGGCUGAAGAAAGGCUCUCGGGGGCAAGUGAAGGCCCGUGUCAUCCGGUUGCCGGAUGUGGCGAAGAAAUGCUGGGCAGGAACGGGGCGGCCAACUCUUCGGGACCCCAGGCUCACCAUAGCAGCAGCAGCAGUAAAGGCAACAGCAGCGGAUCCAGUCCGGAAAAGGCCCUCGGCGAACGGGGCGGACAGUUCAGCAACAGCUGCUGGGAGGCCUCCGCACGGCAGGCGCCUCCUGCCCCCCGCAGCCAACUGACGCUCUGUUUCUCCCUAGUCGGAUAAGCUGAUAACCGGCCUGGCUUGAUCUCUGUUAAAUGGAAAGGAAGAAGAGCCUCCUGUCGAUGGGUGAGUGUUUUAUAAUAGGAGGAGAUUUAUGGCAGGGGGAAAAAAAAAUCCAUUCUUUUCCCCACCUUUCCCCUGUGCGUCUCCUCCAAACGAGGAGGAUCUCCUUUGCCGGGGUUUUCUGUUCCAUCUAAACCCCAAAAUGAGGUUUAUCCUUCCAUUUUUUUUUUUUUUAAAAUAACCCAAUCUCCGGUUACUUGUCAGAGGUUUACGAUCCAUUGCUGGGCGCCUCCUAGCAUUCCCCAGUCUCCAGGGUGGAACACCAAAACCCAUCGGUCUGAAGCACUUAGUGGUUUUCUCUGGAUUGGAACCUCCAUUGGGACUGGGGUGUGUGGUGUGUGUGUGCACACACACACACACAUGGAUCAGGCCUGGGACAAUUCUUUCUCCAAUCCUCAAAACCUUCGAAGGAGAUACUUUUGGCAAGCCAGCAAUUGUGGUUCUUGAAUUUUAACUUGGCCCUUCGAAUAUUCAAAUGCUUUUUUCUCCCCCCCGUUUGCGUUGUCUCUCUUUCACAAGAAAGAGGUGGUCAGAGAGCACGAGUGACACCUUGAUCCUUCAGAACCACAGAGGGCAUCCUUCCGUUUCCGAAUAUUUUCUACCCCUUCGGGCACAAAAAGCCAGGCCUUGGAGGAGGAGGCCCUUUUCGUCAGAGAAAGCUAAGGUCCCCCCCAAAUUGCCAUCUCUUGCUCUUUCCCCCCCCUCUUUUUCCUUCUUCCUCCAGUGGUACUUUGAACAUUUCUUAAACCAAACCUUUCUUUAAAAAAAAGAAAAAAGAUGCCUCUUUCUUCAGCCCUUCCUCAAGGUUUCCCCAGACAAGGCGUUGAGUUUAAAUAGAUGUUGUUUGAGCGGAAAAACACGGCAAGCAUUCAGUGGGGUUUAAUGAUGCUGUGUUCAGGCGAGCAGUGCGAGGCCAGGCUGGCAGAGUGUCAGGGAAAAUGGUGAACUGCCUUAUUCCACCCUUUCCAGCUUUAUUAUUAUUAUUUUUUUAUGGGUGGGCUGAAGGCAGGAGGUGGCUGAUGGGGACUGUAGCGUUAUCCAAGUACGGGCUCAGAGAGUUAAAUGGCAGUAAUUUUAGGGAAUGAUGAUGAUGCCUUGUGGCAUCUCUAAAGCAGGGGCUCUCCAGAUUUGGCCACUCUUAAAAGACUUCUGGAUUUCCAACUCCCAGAAUUCCCCAGCGAAGCCUUUUUCAGCCCAACCCAGUUUCCCAACCUCUUUAUUCCACAGGUGUUCUACCUGGAAUAGCGCCCCCCCCCCCCCCCCGUCUUUGUGAACACUUGGUACGGUCCUUCCCACCUGGGUGUGUGUGUGUGUGUGUGUCUCCAGACCGGCAACUUGACUUCCAACUCCCAGAACUCCCCAGCCCAGCCAUACUGAGGAAUUCUGGGAGUUGAAAUCACAUCAGUUUGUGGAGACCCCAAACUCUCCUAGAUGGAUUUGCAGAUCCAGGUCACUGACAAGAGGCUGACUUUUUUUUCACUUCCCCAACCCUAUUUCUUCAUUUUAGCUAUCCGGGUUUGGAAAUCACCUUCACGAGUGUCUCUCUGGAAGGAAACACCUUUCUUAAGUGUCAAUCAAAAGGGCCUCUUUGGUUUUCAAUGGUCAACAUAAUCCCAUCUUUUCCCUCCGAGGUUAGAACCCGAUUCCUUCUUCUUCGUUGGCUUUUAGAAAAGAUGCAGAUGACCUUCACGAUGAAUUAUUGGUGGAAUUGCCCUGUGUCCCCCCCCUUUUUUUUUCUUCUCCCCAGCAGGAAAAAGUGGAGGAAUUAAUUACUUUCCGUAUCCCCUUAUCUUUCAAUCAUGGAUGUAGCGUACAUAAUGGAAGUUCUUGUUUUUUGGCUCCUUUUUUUUUCUUUUUGCAAAUUUGGGGAGGGGGGGAGAAAAGUUCUCAUCAGGGAAGCUGAAAAUAAUCUUUGUUUCCUUCCCCCCUUCAAGGAAGAAAAAAAUGGGCCUCUUUUAGUUAAA
Molecule: messenger RNA, 5468 nt
Organism: Notechis scutatus (mainland tiger snake)
Lineage: Eukaryota; Metazoa; Chordata; Lepidosauria; Squamata; Elapidae
Source: RefSeq, a predicted model, not a curated record